AGAGAGAGUCCAUCAAUCCCCACCUACGACCACUCCCACCAAAAACCCAACUUUCCAUUCCGCCAACUCUUAAAAGAGAGUUAGAGAGAGAGAGAGAGAAAGUGAGACAACUCUUAAAAGAGAGUUUGAGAGAGAAAGAGAGAGAGAAAUAGCGAGAUGGCCCAAGUGAGCAAAAUCUGUAGCAAUGGAGCUCAAAGCACCAAUCUUUUGCCCAAUAUUUCCAGACCCCAAAUACCCAAAUCUUCAAAUUUACUCUCGUUGAAGUCACAGUUUUCGGGAUCCUCAAAUUCUCUGAGUUUGAAGCUGAAAAAUGGGUUUGUGAGUACUUGUACGGUCGACAAAGUCAGGGUUGGUCCGCUUAGAGUUUCAGCUUCAGUUGCCACAACAGAGAAGCCGUCGACAGUUCCAGAGAUUGUGUUGCAGCCCAUCAAAGAAAUCUCGGGCACCAUAAAGUUGCCGGGUUCCAAGUCGUUGUCUAAUCGGAUUCUGCUUAUUGCUGCUCUAUCUGAGGGAAAAACUGUUGUAGACAACUUGUUAGAUAGUGAUGAUAUUCAUUAUAUGCUUGGUGCAUUGAAAACCCUUGGGCUCAAUGUGGAAGAGGACAAGGCAAACAAGCAAGCAGUUGUGGAGGGUUGUGGUGGUCAGUUUCCUUUGGGUAAUGAAUCAGGAGAUGAGGUGCAACUUUUCCUUGGAAAUGCUGGUACAGCAAUGAGGCCAUUGACGGCUGCAGUUGUUGCUGCUGGUGGACAUUCUAGGUAUGUGCUUGAUGGGGUGCCCCGAAUGAGGGAGAGACCAAUUGGAGAUUUGGUUGCUGGUCUUAAGCAGCUUGGUGCAGAUGUUGAUUGUUUUCUCGGAACAAACUGCCCUCCUGUCCGUGUAAUUGGAAAGGGAGGCCUUCCAGGGGGAAAGGUGAAGCUCUCUGGAUCAAUUAGUAGUCAAUACUUGACUGCUUUGCUUAUGGCAGCGCCUUUGGCUCUUGGAGAUGUUGAAGUUGAGAUCAUUGAUAAACUGAUUUCCAUUCCUUAUGUGGAGAUGACUUUGAAGUUGAUGAAACGAUUUGGAGUCACAGUGGAACACAGUGAUAGCUGGGAUCGGUUUUUUAUCCGAGGAGGUCAAAAGUACAAGUCACCUGGAAAUGCUUUUGUAGAAGGCGAUGCUUCAAGUGCAAGUUACUUUCUAGCAGGUGCUGCAGUCACGGGUGGGACAGUCACAGUUGAAGGCUGCGGAACAAGCAGUUUACAGGGAGAUGUAAAAUUUGCUGAGGUUCUUGAAAAGAUGGGUGCUAAAGUUACCUGGAGAGAGAAUAGUGUCACUGUUACAGGACCACAACGAAAUUCUUCCAGAAAACACUUGAAAGCUGUUGAUGUCAACAUGAACAAAAUGCCAGAUGUUGCGAUGACUCUUGCUGUAGUUGCUCUUUUUGCCGAUGGUCCAACUGCCAUAAGAGAUGUGGCAAGCUGGAGAGUGAAGGAGACAGAAAGGAUGAUUGCCAUUUGCACUGAACUCAGAAAGCUGGGAGCAACUGUCGAAGAAGGACCAGAUUACUGUGUAAUCACACCGCCAGAAAGAUUAAAUGUGACAGCAAUUGACACCUAUGAUGACCACAGAAUGGCCAUGGCUUUCUCUCUUGCUGCAUGUGGAGACGUUCCAGUCACUAUCAAUGAUCCAGGUUGUACCAGAAAAACAUUCCCUGAUUACUUUGAAGUCCUUGGGAAGUUUACCAAGCAUUGAACAGCUACUCAAAGUACUUCUAUGUAGAUAGGGAGAGAGAGAGAGAGAGAGGAAUCAUCCUUGUGCCUCUACAACCAAGCAAGUGCAGAUAGAAGCCACCCUUUUUUAUUCUCUUUGUUGCCUUGUAAUUUUGGAUGAUUAUAUUUGCAAGUUGAGCGCACUAUUGUUUCAAAUAUUGUGAUCUUAUUCUACUCAAUAAUAGUGCAUUAGUGAUUUGGUUC
Molecule: messenger RNA, 1952 nt
Organism: Prunus mume (Japanese apricot)
Lineage: Eukaryota; Viridiplantae; Streptophyta; Magnoliopsida; Rosales; Rosaceae
Product: RNA 3'-terminal phosphate cyclase/enolpyruvate transferase, alpha/beta
Biological process (GO): chorismate biosynthetic process; aromatic amino acid biosynthetic process
Molecular function (GO): 3-phosphoshikimate 1-carboxyvinyltransferase activity
Source: RefSeq, a predicted model, not a curated record